ACUUUUAGAUUUUCACACAGUUGUUUUGGUUGCAGUUUAGUAGUUUGGUGGAACUCCUGUCUAGAUAUUCUUCCUUACAUAUUAAUUAUUGUACCUGGCAACACUUCACCUUGAGGUGUAACCAGGAGCAAGACUUCAAUUCUUGACAGUGGUAUGCAAAUAGUUUUUGCUUUGUUACAUUUUUGUACCAUAGUGUAAUGAAGGCGGUCUCAUGUUUCACUUUGCUAAUGUUGGUGUGAUGCUAGACAUUGAGAAGCUGUAAAAACAGUGAAACAACACUGUAGUUGUACUAGACAGAUACAGUAUUGUGUAAAACUUUUCAAGCCCCUUCAACUUUCCAUAUCUUGUCCUGAUGCUACUAAAUAUGUUGAUGUUUUUACUGUAAUCUUUGUCUUUAGAAGGAACCUAAGUGGUAAUCACAGUGUCAGUUAGUCUCAGUAUAAAUAAACCUGCUCUUUGAAAGCAUCAGAGGUUUUUUUCGGUGAACAAACACCAUGAAGACCAAUCAAUACAACUGUGAAUAAAUAUGCAGGGUUAGUUUAUUUAACAAUAUUUAAAUCUCAUUUUACAAAACUAUGUUCAAAUCAAAAAUGAAAAGUGGCACAACUGUGAAUUUAGGCCAGAGUAAGAUUGCAUUUAUCAAACAUAGAACCAAGAAAACAACUCCUGUAGUUUUUAUGAUAUUAUUGCAAAUCACAGAUAGUUUGUUUCCUUUUACAAUCCUGUGCUACUGAGUUGAUCUUUCAUAUAAAGAAACUAAAUAAAACACCCUGAAAUAUGAGGUUGUGAUGUGAAAUUUUUUUUGGACAAAAGCAGUGUGAUUAUUAUUUUUGUGAUAAUUAUUUUUGCAAGGUACAGGACACAACUGAUAAAAAAAAGCAGGCUUGAUUGUUUGCCAAAUUCUUCAGGAAUGUUACACAUUGUGAAAAAUGUGCAGUUAAAAUAAUGUGUUGUUUUUGGUAUUGUCACACUUACUUGGAGCUUUCAGAGCACCUCUGAAAACUUGUGCCGUUACAGCUCUUUAUGUUGUUAACAAGACAGAUGCUGCUGCGUCGGUAAAGGAUUGUGGUCUCCCUGGGGGAUGUGUUUCGUUCUUCCAAACAACAAAAACGAUUGCAUGUCAAGUCUGUUGUCACUACAUCCGUGUGGAAUGCAGCAGCACAGCUGCUUCAUUUACAGAACCAGCAAGAAGUGUUCCAGAUUCAGCGUAUCCAUGCAGCAGUUACUCAGAAAGUCUCAGAAAAACAAUGUAAAAGCCUUUGACUUGACAAUGACUUCUAUUUUACAAAUGGUUUCAGAAUAUAUAAUGAAGGUUAUAAGCUGAGAAGCUUUAUUUAAAGAUUGUUUAUAUCUAUUGUUUUAACUUUACCUCCUAGCACAUUGAAUCAAACUAAAUUUAUAGGAAUUUGCAACCAAAAUUACAAUAAAAUUACUAUAAUGCAACUACACACCCAUAAAACUUUUUAACUUCACCUUGAUGCAUUUGAAAUACUUUUUAGCAUUUUAUUGUGUCGACUUUGCACAUUUACAAGCAAUGUUUUCUUUUUAUGUCAGUCUCAAUGUAAUUUUACAGACAGUAUAGUAACCUAACCUUCACUUUAAUUAACUUACUUGUUAACAUUGAAUGUAAUCACAUUGUAAUUUAAUCUCAGUAUGCUAUAUUUGUCUUAUGGGAGUGGGGGGUUAGUUAAGAAUGAGCUAACAUUGUUAAUAUUGAUGUUUCUAUUUUACCAUAAUCUUUGACUCUAUUUUUACCGUUUUCUUUGCUCUUUUUCCAAUCCUGUUUCCAGUAGCCUUUCUGCCUUCUGCACUCCAACGGUACUCAAGUACCAGAAACACUCCUAAAAACUCCCCUGUAGUCUAUUUUUGCAUUUUUGUAUCAUGAAGUACCUCAAACUAAUCUUUUCUGAACCUUUUGUAUUCUAAGACUCAAUGUUAUGCGUCAGAUACAUCUGUAGAGAGGGAUUCUUACCCCCAUUUUUUUAUUUCCUGGACAAUCACAAAUUGAGAGUAAAUAAUCCAUUUCCAUUUUUAUCCCUAAAAAACUACAAAUCAAUUCAACCACCCAACGGACUGAGAUUUAUAGCUGGGACUGCGCUCUGUUUUAAACAAGAUGUGGUCAACUUUUUUUCUGACUGACGAGGAGGGCCGCACCGUGGCCCCGGGAACAGCAGCAGCAGGUGGAAUGGCUGCACCAGGAGGACCAGCACAAGGCGCAGGGGGCCUGGCCAGUUUGAUGGGUGGACGCAGCACCUUUGGUGGGAACAAGAGACGCAGGACAACAUCAGCUGGACAUGCCAUGAGUGAAGCCCAGGAGGGAAAGAUCAAGCUGGCAUUUUUUGUGGCCAUAGUUGGUGUCGUCCUGACAGUCCUGGGAGUCGGGACAGAGUUCUGGGUGGAACUGGCGCCCCCAAAGAAUUUUUAUAACAAUCAGACAUGCCUGACAGCUCACUAUGGUCUGUGGAAGGGGUGCACUAAGACUCUGUGGGUGUCUGAUAUCGACCCAGAACGUGAGAGCUGUGGACCUGCGGAGCUGCCUGGAGAAUCCAACUGCACCUACUUCAAAUUUUUCACCACGGGGGAAAAUACUGUCAUGUUUCAGAAGACAACACACAAAAAUUUGAAUGUGGCUGCAGCAAUGUUGGCCCUUUUCAGCCUUUUCCUGAUGGUGAUGGGAGCCAUCUGCAUCACCAUGGCUCUCAGUAAGGAGAUUCUCUUCUUUCUGAAGCCAGCAUCCAUAUGUUUUAUCCUGUCAGGAGUUAUGGUGCUCAUAGCUCUGUUGGUUUUCCACCAGUCUGUCCUAUCUUUCUUGGCCAGUGACCACACGGUUCCUCUCCACCAUGAGCUCUCCUGGUCCGUGUCGUGUAUCGGCUGUGCAGGCGCUGUUCUCAUUGUGGGUGGAAUCCUCUUCCUGCUGCUGGCGCUGCCCUGUAGCCCGUGGCAGAGGUGUCUCCCUCAUAAGGAAGGCAGCAGCUAGUGGCUUUUAGGUGAAGAUUUCUGCACUUUACCUGCUGAAAGGAAGGAGGAGUGGAAAGGUGAGGAUGUUUCCCUCACACAUCCAAGCAAAAAGAUCACUUUCUCUGUUUACCACAGAAUUGAAACAGUAGAAACUUUUUAGAUAUUUAGUAUUUAGGAAAAAAUAGCAAGGACUAUUUUCAUUUUAAAAGAUGAAUUUGAGUUAAGGUCACAAAUAUCUAGGGGAUGCAUCAAACACCUCCUGGCUGAUACUGAUAUUCAAUCUUUUGAGGUCUGACCUGCUGAUUCAAACACUCUUAGUAAUACAAACUAAUUUGUGUAAACUCUGUUUCAUCAGUUAACUUUCUAGUGAGACUUUUAGGUCAAUCAAAUUCAUUUUAAAUAUUUGUUUACAAACUAUCAUGUUAAUAUUUUGUUGCUUAAUAUAUGUUUAAUACCUUUACCUUUACAAACUCUCCUAAAAGACAAAUUCGAAAUUCUGUGUACAUUAUGUCUUCUAAAUACAGAGCAGAGUAUUGCUAAGUCUGACGAAUGCAAACAAAGUACAACUAUUUGCUUGCAUUUUGUUUUUAUUAUCUAUGGCUGCAGCAAAACCCUUAAUAGGUUGCCACAUAAGUUGGUAGCAAAAAACAUUGGAAAAUAAUUUGUGAUGAGAAUCAGAAUAGACUGGAAUGACAUGCAAAACUGCCGCAUCAUUACGACAGCUGUCAACAAUGACACAAUGGCUCCAGUCAAACAAGUUAGCCCCGCCAUGCCUGCGCAUGAAACAUGAUCUCAGGGAUAUUACAACAACAAACAAACAAACAUUUAAAGGGCAGCUAACAAUUAAUUUCUGCACAGAUCACUAAAUUAGGCCCUACACACUGUUUACUGUGUGGAGUACUUACUGUAUUGCUUCUGUAUUAACAUGCUGCAUAGCUAGUUGAGGUAAUAGCAACACAAUGUGGCAUAUAUGAGUAGCAAACAUGUUAAGAAAACAAUCAAAUAACAAACUUUAAGUAAAAAUAUACAUGGUCUUGCACCAGGUUGAGUUCUCAAGAUGACUGUUUAAUUGUAAAGUUACUGGAAAAGAAAUAUACAUCUUGCCAGUUGUUUGAAUUUUAUCUAAAAUAACUUAGAGCUGUAAUUGGAGGCAAAUGAAUUGUUGUAUUCCUCAUCAUUAAAUUUAUAUUCAUAACUACAUCAUUUGGAAUAAGAUUAUGUCAGUCAAGCAGAUCCUUUGCUAUUUGGAUAAAUAGCAUAUUAAUUUUCAGUACAGGAUAGAAUAUAAAUAUAGUGACCUUUCUGACUAGAUUUGUGUGGGAAACAUGUGAAUAUUGUCUUAUAAACCUACAAAGUUUGGAGGAAAUGCACUGUUGCAUUUGUUACUUACCAAUAAAUGGCAUCUGGAAAUUUGACAAUCUGUUAGGCUUAUGUUUCUGAUUAUAUAUUUCAAUAAAAAAUAAGGCAAACUUAAAUUCACAGUAAUUCCAGUCACUGGUUUUAAGGUUGUUAAAUUCCUCAAAGUUUUACAUAAAAUGGUUGUAUUCAACUACAAUGUUUUUUUUCUCCUAAAUAUGCCAAUAUUGAAAAUGUGUUAUAUGAAAAUAUUUGGCUUUGCCAGCUGUAUUGAUUUGACUGCAUUCUUUUGAACUUUUCUGUUUUUCUUCUUGUUUCUGGUCUUCACACUUGACAAAUCCUGAUAAAUGACAACAUCAAUAUGAACAAAAACUUUCCUUAUGAAACAAACAGUACAUUGACCUCCAAACUGAGAACCUCAGUUAGAAAACAUUUUUUGUUUUGUUUUGUUUGUACUUCCUAACUUUUGCUGUGUUACCUUUUGUUUUUGUACAUUUGAUGUUAGGUUGAUUAUUAUAAGAGCAAAGAUCAUCAAUGACUAUAAAACUACUGACAGGUGACUGUAACAUUGAUCAUCCACAAUGUUGAUACUCUUCCUACAUGUCUUACUUAAACACAGCUAUUGUACAUAAAAGAAUUACAGUGCUGCCUGUCAAAGCAAAUCAGUUAAUUUCUAGGAAUCUAAUAAACACAAUACAUUCAGCACAAUGUCCACAUCUUGCACUGGGAUAAACAUUUCAUUUAGACAAUGCUUUGAAAAAUAUUUUAAUGUUUUGGCGUUUAUAACCCCCUUAUGCUGAAUAUAGUUACACUGUUCACAUUUGUAUGCCUUGAAUACUAGUUUGCAGUCUUUUGAUUUUUUGUCAUAGAAUCCUGUUGUCACAGUGCAGUGGAUAUAAUCAAAGCAAAGAAAACAUUAGUAAAAAUAUUAGCCCUCCUUCUCAUUCAAAGGAAGAUCCAAAUGUGUUCUUUUAAUACUUUAUGUGACUAACCAAACAGAUAUUGAGUCAAAGAAGAUACCACAGUAUUUGAAGCCCUCCAUACCAAAGUAAUGUCACUGUCGGUUCUCAAUAAUGUUGUACAAUGGAUACUACUAAAUACUACACCAGGUUCAGGGUUUCCUUUAGAUUUGCAUGAGGCCUUAGUAAAAAUCAUUUAAACUUAUACUUUCUUCUUUUAUAAUUUCAAGAUGUAAACUUUUUAGUUUUUGACUUAGAUGUAGAUACUUUUACAUUUUGAAGUAAUGAACUAGCAGGGAAUGCUCGCCUUGGUGUUCAAGUAUAUUAAGCCUCAUCUGUAAAUACUAAAACAGAAAAGAAGAAUCCAAAAUGUGUGUGUUUCUGGCUGUUGUACCAAACCCAUACAUAGCACUGGCAUCAAAACCAAGGAAUAUACCAGACUCACUGUGUUCUAUUUAGUUGUUAGGAUAUUUGGUUUCCUAUCUGACUUACUCCAUUGUGUCCUGCUGUUGUUCCACCUUAUGACAUUUUCCUAGUUUGCAACUGCUUAGCUGUUUGAGUUAUCCCAGUUGUAUUUUCAUCAACCAGGGUUUGACAAUUUGUACUGCUAUAGUGAUGCUUGAUAUCUGUCUGAUAGUUUUCUAUUAGUCAAAUUAUGCACUGUAUGUUAACCAUAAGAACAAGUACAUUCAUUUUCAAAUGAAGAGUUGGAUAAAUACAAUAGAAAACAUUGUUAGAUGGUGAAAAUGUGGAAGCUGUGAGAUGUUACCAUGUUUUUUUUUUUAUUUAAGCUUUUUUGUUUUCUGAUGAUUUAUGUUAGCACUCAUAAUUCUCAAUGCCUGGAUAGAGCGUGCAAAAUCUCUGCACCUUUUUUGAUCUGAAUCAAUUGAGUAUGAAUGAGUUCAUUUUAUUAUUAAACAUGACAUGAAUAAUUAA
Messenger RNA from Poecilia latipinna (sailfin molly), 6209 nucleotides. Its product is annotated as voltage-dependent calcium channel gamma-6 subunit-like. Gene Ontology annotation, molecular function: calcium channel regulator activity. The record is from RefSeq and is a predicted model, not a curated record. NCBI's taxonomy places the organism in Eukaryota, Metazoa, Chordata, Actinopteri, Cyprinodontiformes, Poeciliidae. The transcript has 6 exons. Gene Ontology annotation, cellular component: membrane; L-type voltage-gated calcium channel complex. Bases 2114 to 2977 code for a protein of 287 amino acids. Gene Ontology annotation, biological process: regulation of calcium ion transmembrane transport via high voltage-gated calcium channel.